CAUUUAUUCGCUGUUUUGUUGUGAAUUGAUUUCGGAUUGGCGGCGGCGUGUAAAAUGAGUUUGAACGAACCGUUAAUAGAUAGAAAAGAAGAUGUUUAUUCUAUUCUUCGAACUUAUUACUACCAGUUUCCUCGAGUUAGGGGAGACUUGAAUACUCCACGUCCUGCAGCUUGUUUCUCCCCUCACAUCUUUGGGGCUGGCAAGAGUUUUGUUGGUGAAAAUUUUUUAGAGUUUCUAAAAAAAUUCGCCGACGAAGAAGAAGAGCAGACGAAGACAGAGGUUUUCAACAAGAGCUCAUCGGGAAAAGUUGAUUUGAAGAUUUUUUCUUGGAAACACUUUGCGGAAAACACUUUGUCAGUUAUCUUAGAACUAAGAGAGAGCUUUUCUGAUGCUCCUUUUCCAAGUUUUCGAAAGGCUUUGAUGUAUAACAUAGUUUUGAACGCUUAUCGACAAAAUGGUAAAGAUACGGACGCUCUUCAGAUGGCUCAGAGGACGGUAAAGAAAUUCGAUACUGUAGGAGCUAUUAAUUGUCUUCUCGAACAAUUUCAGAAACAAUAUUUAUUUUUGAUGAUAGACGAACUUAGCCACCUGAGUUACCUCACCACAUACUAUAGUGAACUUACCACGAAACAGUUCGUCGAGUCUGACCCAAAAUAUGUACCUUUCCGGAAUUUCUUCCGUAUUUUACGUGAUUUGUUGAUUACAGGGAAGGUAAUUGUCUAUUUGGCAGGUCGGACUGCUGAAAUCUCAGCCCGCCUGUCUGAUGCUCGCUCCAGUAGUGUCACCCUCAAUAUGUUGCGGCUGAAUCCCUUUAAUCUCCAUGAUAUUAAUGAAUAUCUUGAGCUGGCAACUUAUGAUGGAAAGUCCUUGAAGGACUGGUUAUUGCCCUCAGAUGGCUUGCAACAUCGAUUCGCAGAAUUAUUAAAAAAGAAGACAGGGGGUAUUCCGUUGAUUGUAAAGAAUACUUUAUUAGCCCUAGUAGAGAAAGUUGCAAACUUAUCUCAUCCUGCUAUCAACGAUGACAAUAUGGAAAGUGUGUUAGAUGAUAUUUUUCACUCUGUAGUACGAAAGACAACAACGUUUAUUGUUCCGGAGAUAUUAGAUUCUGCAACCCUUCUUCGAUAUCAAUUUGUUCUUUUCAAUUAUCAGCUCGGGACAGUUUUUCCAAUCAACUUUGCAAUUACUCUAUGUGGAACGACAACUUAUUUGAUGGAUUUGGUUGCAACUUUUGGGUUUUACUCUGAAGUUUUGGGCGAGGAAUUCAAGAUUGGUUGUUGUGAAUUUAUAUUGCGAGCUCAUAGCAACUAUAAAUUUUUCCGUGAGGCUACUGAACUUUUUCCUUUAUCUCCGUUUAGUUAUAUUCCCGACACUUCAACAGCAAAAGGAGUCUUCUUUGAAUUUGUAUUUAUGAAGAUCUUUCGUUUUCGCUUAUUAACUUUUCUUCAUUCUAAUUCCUCGCCUAUUGUACAUUCUGCUAUUCCAGGAAUUUUCCAGGGUUCUUUUAUUGAACAGGACAAUGUUUCGUAUUCUAUGGAAUCUACAAAAUCUUAUGAUAUACCCAUCUUGAGAAAUGUCUCUGGUUCAUUUUCUGAGGGCAAUUCUAGUGGUCCUGAUGCAUAUGUUGUAUUCCAUAAUGGACAAACACGUUAUGUUGUUGGAUUUUCAUUCAAAUUUUAUCACAAAACUGAAUUUUCGAAAACAAAUAUUGAGGAAGAAGCCGAACAAUUUUUUAAGGGAGUUGUUUCCGUUUUGAAUGACGAAUCUUUUUCAUCUGUUCAACUUCGUUUUCAGUUUGUGGUAGUAUGUACUAGAUAUGAUCAAUCUGUAGGUUUCUCUACCGAAGAACAUAAUAUUGUUGAAGAUGCAAGUGGUUUUGUGACUCAACAUUCUUCGGGAUCAACUUUGAAUGAAAGUAGUCGAUCAUGUCUGCAAUUGGUAAUUGUUUCUCAAAGGAACCUUGAAGUAUAUUUGGGAAGAGAUAAUGUCGAAACAUUGAGGAAAAUUGGGGAAGCAAACCGAGGAGAGUUUUCUAAAGACUUUUCAGUAUGGUGUGAAACUGUCUUUGAGUCGAUGUCCAAUGAAUAUGUUUCGCCUUUGGAGCAAUCAAAUGUUACUUUAAGAGUAGCUCGAAAUAUAAGACCGAGAACAAAUGAGGAGAAUAGGAUGCAAAUGGAAGAGCUUCAAACUGCUAUGCAAGUGGAACGAAGUGUCGCAGCAUCGAGUUCUUUGUCUUCGUCAUUUGAUUGGAAUGCUUUCUUAAGAGACUGUUGUGGUCUUUCUGAAGAAGAUGUUGCCUAUUGUUUGCCUAGGUUGUCCUUCAUAGGAAUGAUAGAUUUGAGUGGCGUGACAACAGAGUUUCUUUUGAAGUGCGGUAUCGAUAGUCCUUCACUAAGAUUGCGAAUUAUGUUAGGAAUACGACAGUUUUUAGCAAAGUAGCUUUUAUGGACUAGUUUGUGGUAUGCCCAUGAUUUCCCUGUGAGAUGAUGGAAGCCUUAUAGAAGUCGUAGUCCUAAUAAAGACAUGUAAUUUUUGUUUUUAUCUCACUGCAAAGUCAUUACGUGCUUAGUAACUUGAGAUAUCUUGCCAAUAUGCUGAGGAAGCAAAAAGCUUCUGUUUAGUUGUUCUUUAUUCAGAUUCAUCUACAAAAGUGUUGGCAAUCUAUUUAGAUAAACUUGCACUUCUUUUACCGUUUGCAAAUGUUAGUUACGCUUCCGUAGAUAUGGAUUUCAAUUUCCUUAUCGCGUUUUGGCAGGAUUGUUAUUGAAAAAUGUUCUUGACAUAACUGACGAGGAUGAAAGCAUAUAAUGUCAUCAAGAUAAGUAUAUUCAUUUUUUAGAGAUCACAAGGCCAAACAAAGUUCACUGAAAGAGUUCAAAUGUUCUGAUACGCAGUAGGCUGAAUUUGCAUCUGUUGAAACACGAACCAGCACGCUGUUCAUUGCCACACUUGAACUUCAAGUGAACUCGACUUUGAGGUAACUUCUUUAAGGAAGGAAAUGUGAAAUAACACUAAAUAUGAAUAACAUGACCCC
Messenger RNA from Galdieria sulphuraria, 3031 nucleotides. RefSeq names its product archaeal ATPase. The coding region runs from base 55 to 2436 and encodes 793 amino acids. The record is from RefSeq and is a predicted model, not a curated record. Lineage: Eukaryota; Rhodophyta; Bangiophyceae; Galdieriales; Galdieriaceae. The transcript has 2 exons.